This is a messenger RNA of Hibiscus syriacus, 714 nucleotides long. RefSeq lists its product as uncharacterized. Gene Ontology annotation, biological process: DNA integration. Gene Ontology annotation, molecular function: nucleic acid binding. The coding region runs from base 1 to 714 and encodes 237 amino acids. The record is from RefSeq and is a predicted model, not a curated record. The transcript is spliced from 2 exons. Lineage: Eukaryota; Viridiplantae; Streptophyta; Magnoliopsida; Malvales; Malvaceae.
AUGAUUGUUAUUUGCGAGUGUUGUGGUUUACUUGCUAACUUGGUUGAUCUGACAUGGCAGGGGAGUGGUGCGUGGUUGGUGGCAAUGACAGUGGCUGGGGAUUGGUACAGUAAGGUUGUGGCAGUCUUUGCUGUAGUUGUUGAGCAUCGAUGGCUGCAGAUGAUUGAAACCCUAGCUGCUUGGGUUUUCACGCGUGGGCCUGGCUUACAGGCUUUCGAUGCACACGAAUUCUAUAAGUCAAGUGAUAGAUACCAGCGCACGGGGAACAUAUCCGAGAGACAUAAAUUGCCCUGGCAAAACAUUUUGGAGGUUGAACUUUUUAAUGUGUGGGGGAUAGACUUUAUGAGACCAUUUCCUUCAUCCUUUGGCGACCUAUACAUUCUAUUGGAAGUGAACUAUGUAUCCAAGUGGAUAGAAGCCAUAGAGACACCUAAGAAUGAUUCUAAGAUCGGGCUAAAAUUCUUGCACAAGAAUAUAUUUACACAAUUUGGAACACCGAGAGCUAUUAUCAGCGACGAAGGCACACACUUUGACAAAAUAUUAAUUGCCAAGGCAUUGAAAAGAUACAGAGUGCGUCAUCGAAUUGCCAUGACAUAUCAUCCCCAGACUAAUGGGCAGGCUGAAGUUUCUAACCGUGAAAUCAAACAUAUCCUUGAGAAAGUGGUUAACCUAAACCGCAAGGAUUGGUCGCCAAAACUAGAUGAAGCACUAUAG